This is a messenger RNA of Linum trigynum, 939 nucleotides long. The record is from the annotation of a GenBank genome assembly. NCBI's taxonomy places the organism in Eukaryota, Viridiplantae, Streptophyta, Magnoliopsida, Malpighiales, Linaceae.
AUGUCCUUUACUCGGAACACGACUAUUCAACACAUCCCUGACAUCCCCUCCAUUCCUACUUUCAAGUUCACUUUCAUGAAAGCAAGUGAUAUUGCAUCUAAUAAGGAUCUGCAAAUGAAGCUAAUUGAGAGAGAUGUUAUCAAAGUAACCAUCUGGGGAAGAGUUAUUGAACAGUUAGAUAAGAUAGUUGAUGAAGCCGGAGAUAGACAUAUUAUACUGGUCAUAACUGCUGUUACUGUGAAUAAAUACAAAGAGAAACUAUCAUUUUCUUCUUCCGAGUCCACAGUUUUGUAUGAUACUCCUGAUAUCCCUGCAAUUUUACAAUACAUGAAUGUGGAACCAGAACUCCGCAUCUUUGUAGAAGAGGCUUCAGGUCCUAUGUUUCCUGAUGUUUCCCUUGCAAAACUUCUGGAAUUGCCGAUUGAUCCAGACAAUGAGGAAAUGGAAUUUUCUGUUGAGUGCAAAGUCAUCGGAAUCAAGGCUGGAUGGUGUUAUAUGGCCUGCCCUAGCUGUGUCUAUAAGCCGAUAGAAAGGCAAGGCCAAUCUUUUUCUGUAAGAUGCAACAAGAAUACACCAGUUAAGACUGCCAGGUACUGUGUGAAGCUUGAGGUGCAAAGCGAGUCUAACUCGGCAAUCUUUAUCAUCUUUGCCUAUGAAGCGCACCGAUCCUUUGGAAUCAGAGCUAAUGAACUUUUUGACAAGACUGGACAAAACAGUAUUUCAACUCCUGAGCAACUCCACGAGAUAGUGGGUACCACAAAGGAAUUCCAUGUCAAAUUCAAGUUCAAUCCGUACGAAGAUGGGCAAGCUGAUUUCACUAUGCUCAGAAUAUUGGAUGGCACUGCACAGGAGAAAGAUUUUCCCCUGCACAAGGAUGGAUCCUCUUCGUCUAUUACAACUGAUAUCGAGUCAUCCCAACCUUCACCUAAUGCAAAAUAA